UAUUUCUCCUCCUUUCUCGUUGGUUUCUGUCUCUCUCCCUCUCUUCGCCCUUUCUUCGGCCUUCGCCAUAUUUUCACGCUCAGUCGGAGUCGCGGUCGCUACAGAGCAGCUCCAAUGCCCGCCCACAAGCGCUCGCUCCCGGACAGCAAUGCAAACGACGAGGGCUCCGGCCGGCGGCGUCGCCACCAACUCCAGCACCACCACACCAAGCACCGCCGAGUCGAACGCCAGCCUGAGGAGACCUCAGAAGAAGAGGAGGAGGUGGACAGAGAAGAAGAAGAAGAAGAAGAAGAAGAAGAAAAAGAAGACCGCCGCUGGAAGAAGCACAUCAAGGACGAGGAGGAGGAGGAAGAGGAGGAAGAGGAGGAGGAGGAUGAUGGAGAGGAUGAAGACGGCGAGGACGAAGGUGAAGGAGAAGCUGAUGGAGAAGAAGAAGAAGAACGCGAAGAUUCUGAAGGAAGUCCGUCCUCCAGCUCCGGCGACAAACCUGAGUAUGUCUAUGUAGAACUUGCCGAAAUUCGUAAAGAUGUCCAAUGCCCCAUUUGUCUAGGGAUCAUCAAGAAAACACGAACUGUGAUGGAUUGCUUACAUCGCUUCUGCAGGGAAUGCAUUGACAAAUCCAUGCGUUUGGGGAACAAUGAGUGCCCUGCUUGCCGGAAACACUGUGCCAGCAGACGCUCUUUGCGAGACGAUCCAAAUUUUGAUGCUUUAAUUGCAGCCUUAUAUCCAGAUAUUGAUAAAUAUGAGCAAGAGGAAUUGGCUUUUCAUGAAGAAGAGAAAACACGCAAUAAGGAGAUUCAGGCAUCCAUUGCACAAAUAUUUCAACGACAGACUGAAGCACGAACGGGCAAAGAUGCAGGGUUCAUUAGAAGACCACAACGCAAUCUGAGGAAUACUAAUUCAAGAAGAAAGAGGAAUUCUCGUGCCGCUGAACUUCAUGCAUAUGAAGACAAUGAGGAGGAUAAUAAUGGUGGUAAAGACUCUUCUUCUGCGGAUGAGCGCCCUACGGAGGUUAGGCAGAGAAAGAAGGGGAGGCGCACAGGGGCAAGGUCCUCGAGGGCUUCUUCUUCGGCAGACGGUGGGUGUGCAGAAAAUGAGACUGAAGCAACCAGAGAGAGCCAAGGAAUAUCUCCAGGACUUGUGUGGAACCCUGAAAUGCUUGCCUGGGGUAAAGGUGGGACUAGGAGCAACACGAGGCAUGGUGGUGCUAAUGGCGGCAGUAAGAAUUCCAGACACGCCCGAUUGUCCAAGUUAACUGAGCACCUCCGCGGCUUAGAGGAAACUGAUGAGGCCGAUAUUUAUUUUAUGCUCAUUUCGGUGGAUAAGAAAACCACGCCUAGCCUGAAGCUGCCAUAUGUCCGCAUCCGGUCGAGUUUGUCUGUUGGACACUUGCGUGAAUACGUCGCAUGCCAAACAGCUCUGCAAGCGGAUGAAGUCGAAAUACUGGUGUUGAAGAGUCCGCGGAAACCAAAUGUGACCCGACCAACCUUAGCGAGCGGAGGCAUUCACUCUUCCCCAGAUGUCAAUAUCUCCAAGGAGGAGCUGCAGCUUGUGGAAGAGAGAGAAACUCUAGCUAAUAUUAGAGCCAAGUACUCAUCAACCCAUAACAAUUUGAUUCUAGCGUAUCGGCAGAAGAAGAAUCCAGCAGCAUCCUGACACUUGCAUCGGCGUACAAAUCAUCAAGAAAAUUUUAAUAAUGUAGAUAGACAAAUAAUUAAGAGGGCAUUUAGUUUGUAUUUGUAGCACCAAAAGUUAUCGUCGUUCUGCUAUAGGGCAUGCCAUUAUUCGAGACAUCAAGUCGGGGUUGUGCUGUUGGGAUGCAAUUCUUCAACAAAUAAUGUAAUUUAUGUUGGACAAAGGAACCAGUGUUCGGUACAGACAA
Punica granatum (pomegranate) is the source of this 1882-nucleotide messenger RNA. The record is from RefSeq and is a predicted model, not a curated record. Lineage: Eukaryota; Viridiplantae; Streptophyta; Magnoliopsida; Myrtales; Lythraceae.